Messenger RNA from Talpa occidentalis (Iberian mole), 2238 nucleotides. RefSeq names its product interleukin 1 receptor associated kinase 1 (gene IRAK1). Gene Ontology annotation, cellular component: plasma membrane. Lineage: Eukaryota; Metazoa; Chordata; Mammalia; Eulipotyphla; Talpidae. Gene Ontology annotation, molecular function: ATP binding; protein binding; protein kinase activity. The record is from RefSeq and is a predicted model, not a curated record. Gene Ontology annotation, biological process: signal transduction; protein phosphorylation.
AUGGCCGGGGGGCCGGGCCCGGGGGACCCUGCGGCCCCCGGCGCGCACCACUUCUUGUACGAGGUGCCGCCCUGGGUCAUGUGCCGCUUCUACAAAGUGAUGGACGCCCUGGAGCCCGCCGACUGGUGCCAGUUCGCCGCCCUGAUCGUGCGCGACCAGACGGAGCUGCGGCUGUGCGAGCGCUCCGGGCAGCGCACGGCCAGCGUCCUGUGGCCCUGGAUCAACCGCAACGCCCGCGUGGCCGACCUCGUGCGCAUCCUCACGCACCUGCAGCUGCUCCGCGCGGACAUCAUCACCGCCUGGCAGCCUCCCGCCCCCCUUCUGCCUCCCUGCACCGCUGCCCCGACGCCCAGCAGCGCCGCUGCCCCCCCGGAGCCUGACGCCUCCCGCCCCCGGAAGCCGCUGUCGUCCACGUCCACCCUCCUCUCCCAGGUAAGGGCGCCCCGGCCGGCUUUUCCAGGCGGGCCCACCCAUUCUGGAGCAGAGCGCACACCGGGCCCUGGCCUGGCUCCUCUCCCACCGCCAGCACCGUCUCCGGCCCCUUCCUCCUCCAAGACCAGCCCAGAGAGCCCUGUGUCCCUUCUGCAGGGGGCCCACCUCUCUCCCUUCUGCUGGCCCCCCCACGAGAUUUCCCAGGGCACCCACAACUUCUCAGAGGAGCUCAAGAUCGGGGAAGGCGGCUUUGGGUGCGUGUACCGGGCCGUGAUGAGGAACACCGUGUAUGCUGUGAAGAGGCUGAAGGAGGAGGCGGACCUGGAGUGGAGCGCCGUGCGGCAGAGCUUCCUGGCCGAGGUGCAGCAGCUGUCACGGUUCCGUCACCCAAACAUCGUGGAGUUUGCUGGCUUCUGCGCUCAGGGUGGCUUCUACUGCCUGGUCUACAGCUUCCUGCCCAACGGCUCCCUGGAGGACCGCCUGCACGGCCAGACCCAGGCGCACCCCCCUCUCUCCUGGCCUCAGCGACUGGAUAUUCUGCUGGGCACGGCCCGUGCCAUUCAGUUCCUACAUCAGGACAAGCCCAGCCUCAUCCACGGAGACGUCAAGAGCUCCAACGUCCUCCUGGAUGAGCGACUGAUGCCCAAACUGGGGGACUUCGGCCUGGCCAGGCUCAGCCGCUUCUCGGGGGCCAGCGCCGGCCAGAGCAGUGCCGUGGCCCGGACACAGACGGUGCGUGGUACGCUGGCCUACCUGCCUGAGGACUACGUCAAGACAGGACGGCUGGCCGUGGAUACCGACACCUUCAGCUUCGGCGUGGUGCUGCUGGAGUCUCUGGCUGGCCGGCGGGCUGUGAGCAUGCAGGGCGCCAGGACCAAGUAUCUGAAGGACCUGGUUGAAGAGGAAGCCGAGGAGGCCGGGGUGGCCCUGCAAAGCACCCGGACGGCGCUCCAAGCAGGUGUGGCCGCAGACACCUGGACCACACCAGUCGCCGCCCAGAUCUGCAAGAAACACCUGGACCCCAGGCCUGGGCCGUGCGCACCGGAGCUGGGCCUGACACUGGCCCAGCUGGCUUGCUGCUGCCUGCACCGCCGGGCCAAGAGGAGACCUCCCAUGAUGCAGGUAUACGAGAGGCUGGAGAGGCUACAGGCGGCAGGGGCAGGGCCCUCGCCGGAGCCAGAGGCUCCCAUCCGUGGCACCCCGUCCCCACAGGAGAACUCCUAUGUGUCCACCACCGGCAGUGUCGUGAGCCACGCCAGCCUGUGGCCGCCCCUGGCAGCACCCUCAGGCGUCCUGGCCCGGGCUCCAGAGCGAGCUCAGAAAGGCACCAACCAGCCUGCAGAGAUUGACGAGAGUGUGCCCGGCCUGUCUGCUGCCCUGCACUCCUGGCACCUGGCCCCGAGCUGUUCCCCAGACCCGGCUCUGCCAGGCAUCCCUGGGCCAGGGGCCACCCUGCAGGCCCCACCAGCCCUUGGGCAGGCCAGCUGCACUCCAGGGGGUACCGGCCAAGAGUCAAGUUGGGGAAGUGGCCCGGGGCCCCGAGCCACAGCUGUGCAAGGGGCGCUCCCGGGCAGCUCUGUAUCGUCGCAGGCACCGCAGAUCGUCAUCAACCCGGCCCGCCAGAAGAUGCUGCACAAGCUGGCCCUGUACGAGCACGGGGUCCUGGACAGCCUGCAGCUGCUGUCGUCCGCCUCCCUGCCAGGCUUGGGCCUGGAACCGCAAAGCAGGCAGAGGCCCGAAGAGAGUGAUGAAUUUCAGAGCUGACCCGCCACUUGGGCAGACCCCGCAACCCGGAAGUCAAGUUCU